AUGGCCAGUGGUCCGACCGUGCCAUGGCGUCGCCUGCUGACAUCGGGGCCGGUCUGGGCGUGUGCUACCGCCGUGGCCGGCAGUCUGUGGGGACGCGCCGCACUUCUGCUGGCAGCCACCAAGUACCUGCGCCACGUGUACGGCUUCGCCCUCACCUAUGACCGCGUGCUGUCGGUGCUGCCACACGUGGGACACGUGGCGACAGCGGUGCUACUGGCUGGCCUGGUGGACAAGGCGCGCGCGCAGUCGCUCGUCUCCACCACCACGGCGCGGCGACUCAUCGUUUACAUUGCUCACCUGCCGGCCAGUGCGUUGCUGUUCGUGCUGGGCUACAGUGGCUGCGACCCCGCCGUGCCAGCAGCCCUGUACACGGCCGCCGUCGUCGUCACCGGAGCCACCCCCGCUGGCGCCACCGCCAGCUGCAUGGACCUGGCACCCAACUUCGCAGGCGUGGUGCUGGCGGUCAGCCAGACGGUAGGCGCCGCGUCCUCACUGGCUGCCGCAUACGUCGUCAGCGAGGGGCUUCACGGGUCGCUACCUGGCUCUUGGCGGAUGGUGUUUGGGGUGUCAGCGCUGGUGCUGACGUUCACCGGCAUCAUCUUCAUGGGGCUGGGCAGCGGCAGCGUGCAGCCAUGGAACUCCGUGGCGAGUGACAUGCAGCACCAGCAGCAGGCGCAACCGUCGCCCUCUGUACCGGCCACGCCCUCCCCACGCCAACAGCAGCCGCGGGAGCAGCAGCAACAGCAGCAACAGCAACAGCAGCACACAGAGUCCGCGCCGCAGCCGCUAGAGGUCUCCACCAUGAUGAUCGCGCCGGCCACCGGUGGCUGCAUCGUCUGAGUGCGAAGUCAGCCACGAUCCCGCCCGCCGUCCAUCGCUCCCAUGCCCUGUGACGCAACAUUUUCACUUCAGUGGAUAGCUGUUAAUGGCAAUUUCUCUGGCGUUUCCAAACAGUCGUAAGGCUGCAAAUGCGUGCUGGUCACGACUCCGGUAGGGAAUGCCCGCUGCAGUGGACUGUGCGAAUAUGCAGCCUCAGGACAGACUGAAAAGGCCAAAGUAGCGACCAUCGACAGCUGUCCACUGCAGAUGGCGCUAUGCGCCACUGGGGUAAUGUACUGAACGUUCUGAUAAAAAAUAAAGCAGUGCUAUGUGAAUUUUGAGAGGUUUCUUGAGUGAUCGUUACAAGGCACAUUGUCGAGUGAAUGGACGUGUUUGACAUUAACUUCAUUGACUUUGGCACAUGCGGCAUGCUACGAUUUUACAAGUAGCCUUACAGGUUGGCCCUAUAUCAGUACCCGGAUAUAAAUUUAAUAAAGCAGUAUGACGAAAUUAAGGGGAAAAACGAAACUAUCGCCUUUAAAAAUUAGAAGAUUUCCAAGUGCUGUUGAGUGACCUCAUUAAGGUUGUCGCAGAUGUCCGAGUGCAUAGCGCGGAAGUGACUGAUCCUAUUGUCUCUGUUUCAAAUCUCACUAGCAGUAACGUUCUUUUAUAUUUUUUUAAAAUUUUGUGUUUACUAACAAAUGGAAACCUUAAAUACAAAUAUUGAACACAAAAUCUUAAUAAAAAUUGCAGCAUUGUAUUUUUGAUUGCCGGUCUUAUGAAAAUAAAUUAAAAUUUGACGCAGAUAGGUGAAAUUCAUUACUGUUAACUGAAAAUGUUAUACGUGUCAAAAAUAAGGCUCGAUCUCUAGAAACGAAAAAUUAUUUGAUUUUCGAUUUUUGAUAGUUUGGAUUUUGGUAGUGGUAUUUAAUAUAUUGUGAUUAGUAACUGAAAACAGAAAGGUGAUAUUUUUAUUAAAAAAUUAUGAUUCGAUAUCUUUGUUAAUUAACAUUUUCAUUUGUUAAUAAAUAUUAGAAUUCGCGAGUUUGCCAUUGCUAGAUUUGGUAAUCUGGAAGAUCACUUGCAGGCGAUAUGUAUCGAUGGGGCGACUGUCACGGAGACAGAUAUCGAUUGUGAGAGUCGCCACGUCAUCAGCGGCAAAGAUUCUUAUAUUAUGAGUUUGGUAGAGUCUUGCGACUGAUCCCGAUAGAAAUUCGUUGACAAUCCAAUGUUUAUUGGUGCUAGUGUAAUAGAUAUGAGGGAAGGAAGUAGUGCUUCGAAUACUGCUCGUCUCACAUGGCGUAACGAACCGUACGUCUGUCAAUAUGCCUACUUCCACAGUCUGCAAUUACGUGGUAUAAAACAACUUAGUGACACUGGACCAAUUUCUUUUAUGAGUCAUAGCUAGAGUCUGUCCUGUUUAUGGAAAGAAAGGACUCGUACCAGAUGCAUACAAAUCAGGCCGAAUUGUCUAAGAUGAAAAUAUCAAUGACGAUCAAGGUAAGUGAAAUUACUAUACAUCUAAUCAUAGGAUGACAUUUAUCUCUGGUCGUUUUUCUUGGCAACGCUAUAAACAAAGUCCAUGUAGCUCAUUUUUUAUCAUCGUAGCUAUUAUCAAAUUACAAUGAAAU
Molecule: messenger RNA, 2450 nt
Organism: Schistocerca americana (American grasshopper)
Lineage: Eukaryota; Metazoa; Arthropoda; Insecta; Orthoptera; Acrididae
Exons: 6
Coding region: 1-840 (279 amino acids)
Biological process (GO): monoatomic anion transport
Cellular component (GO): plasma membrane
Molecular function (GO): transmembrane transporter activity
Source: RefSeq, a predicted model, not a curated record